AUGCCAAAAAAAUUCGCCACUGAAAAUCCAAAAGUGACAGCAGCACGAGAUCGGAAGGCUACUGCCAAGAAAGAUGAAGCCGAGAAGAAAGCAAAGGCCACCGAGGACGCAAAAUGGGUAGAUGAUGAUAAAUUGGCGAAUCGGAAGAUGCAAAGAAAGGAGGAGGACGAAAAAAAGCGUGAAGAAGCUCUUCGUCGAAAAGAGGAGAAUAGAAAAUUGGUGGAGGAAGAGAUGAGUAGUCUUGGAAACAAGAAACCAGCUGCUUCGUCUGCUCAAAAGGUCACAAGAGCCCAUAUCCACAUCCGCAAAGAGGACGAGGAGCGUAUUAUGCGUGAACUCGAAGAGAAACGGAAGCAAGAAGCUCAGAAAAUUGAAGUUGCCGGAGAACUUGAGCAAAAUUUGAAUCAGUUGGAAAUUGCGGAAGGAGAAGCCAGAAAUGUGGAUGAAGCAUUGAGAGUUCUCGGUGAUGAGAAAGCAACGGAAGAUGAUAAACAUCCAGAGAAACGAAUGAGAGCAGCUUAUUUGGCCUUCGAAGAGAAACGUCUUGCUGAAUUGAAGAUCAAACAUCCAACAUUCCGCCUGUCUCAAUUGAAACAAUUGCUCAAAAAAGAAUGGCAAAAGUCCCCGGAGAACCCAUUGAACGCUCGUAUUUUGGCUCUUUCUAAGUGA
Messenger RNA from Caenorhabditis remanei, 669 nucleotides. RefSeq lists its product as uncharacterized. Gene Ontology annotation, biological process: transcription by RNA polymerase II. Gene Ontology annotation, cellular component: nucleus. The transcript has 5 exons. Lineage: Eukaryota; Metazoa; Nematoda; Chromadorea; Rhabditida; Rhabditidae. The record is from RefSeq and is a predicted model, not a curated record. Gene Ontology annotation, molecular function: transcription coactivator activity. Bases 1 to 669 code for a protein of 222 amino acids.